Molecule: messenger RNA, 770 nt
Organism: Panicum hallii
Lineage: Eukaryota; Viridiplantae; Streptophyta; Magnoliopsida; Poales; Poaceae
Product: UPF0098 protein CPn_0877/CP_0992/CPj0877/CpB0906
Exons: 2
Coding region: 114-650 (178 amino acids)
Source: RefSeq, a predicted model, not a curated record
GCCAACCCUCGUCGUCGUCAAGCUCGAGAGAACCAGCUAGCUAGAACGCUCAGCCAAAGACAAACGCACACGAAGCGCGCGGAGCAUCGCAGGCAGCAAGCACGGCAGCGGCCAUGGCGCAGGAGAGCCUGAGGCUGUCAGCAAGCACGGUAGCGGCGAUGCCGCAGGAGAGCCUGAGGCUGGUGUCGCACCCGAUCGCGGCGCACGACGGGCGGCUGCCGCGGCAGUACACGCGGGAGGGGCAGGGCGCGAAGAAGGACAUGUCGCCGCCGCUGGAGUGGUACGGCGUCCCUGAGGGCACGCGGUCGCUGGCGCUGGUGGUGCAGGACAUCGACGCGGACCCCGCCGUGCCUUGGACGCACUGGGUGGUGGCCAACAUCCCGCCCGACACCAAGGGCCUCCCCGAGGGGUUCUCCGGCAAGGAGGGCGCGGCGGGGCGCGAGAACGGCGGCUUGCAGGAGGGCGUCAACGACUGGAAGCAGCCCGGGUGGCGCGGGCCCGUGCCGCCGUCCCGCGGCCACCGCAUCCAGUUCAAGCUCUACGCGCUCGACGACGAGAUGCACCUCGGCAACAAGGUGACUAAGGAUAAGCUCAUGGAGGCCAUCGAGGGCCAUGUGCUGGGAGAGGCCGAGCUGACCGCCGUGUUCUAAGGAGUCGCCGCCACAUUAGUGUCAUGGGCCCUGGGAUCUGUCUUUGUGUGCCCUGUAUAUUAGUAGCAACCUUGUAAUUUUGAUGAUCUAAUAAAAGGGGAACUCGGUUUGUGCUCGUGC